This is a messenger RNA of Sturnus vulgaris (Common starling), 3606 nucleotides long. The record is from RefSeq and is a predicted model, not a curated record. Lineage: Eukaryota; Metazoa; Chordata; Aves; Passeriformes; Sturnidae.
UCCACCGCCAAACCUCGCACCACAUCCAUCAUCCCCUUUCCACUCACCUCCCUUCUGCCCUCAAGUUCCAAAAGAGGCCACCUCGUGCCAGCAGGAGGAAAAAACGGAGGAGGAAAAAGAAGAAAACCUCAAUACCUCCCUCAGAGGUAACCCCCACCAUCCAGGAAGAGGACGAGGAGGGAGAAGAAGAGGAGGAAGAAGAGGAAGAAGAAGAGGAAGAAGGAGAAUCUGAGGCAGAGGAGGUCCAGGAGAAAGAAAUCUCUGCAGAGUCUGAGGCUGAAGCUCGUGGGAAGGACACAUCCCCUAAGCUGGAGUCCCCAAGCAAACCAAAGUUCACCGUUGGCAGUGAUGAGGAGGAGUCCAGCAGUGCUCUGGCUCCCGCACAGUUCCGUGUGGAGGAGGAGUGUGGCAUCCUGUCCCCCAUGCCUCGCUUUGCUGACCUGCUGCAGGACAAGGGCCCUGCCUCUCUCCACAGCCCCCCUGGGCCUCGAGAGCGUCUGUCACGUGGGUGGGAGAAGCGCAAGGCCUGGGGCCAGGUGGCGAGUGGGCAGCGGGUCACGUAUGACUUGAAGGAGAGGAUGUGCAUCGGCAGCAUGACCACCCUGGAGAGUGCAGCGUACCAGCGCGUCCCCACAGACGAGGCCGAGGCCCAGAUGCUGGCAUCUGCUGACUUGGAUGGCAUGAAAAGUCACCGCUUUGAAGAUAACCCAGGAGUGAGGAGGCAUCUGAUGAAAAAGCCAUCUCGGAGUCAGAUCACCAGGACAAGCAAAAAAUUAGCAUCAACACCAUCUGUCAAGAAAAAGAAGAAGAAGAAGAAGUUGGAUAGAAAGCCCCACGAGGUGUUUGUGGAGCUGAAUGAGCUUGUGGUAGAUAAGAACCAGGAGAUGCACUGGAGGGAGACAGCCCGCUGGAUCAAGUUUGAGGAGAAUGUGGAAGAGGAUACAGCAAGGUGGGGGAAACCCCAUGUGGCUUCACUGUCCUUCCGCAGUCUUUUGGAGCUCAGGAAGACUAUUGCCCACGGUGCCGUCCUCCUUGACUUGGAGCAGACCACUCUGCCUGGCAUUGCUCACCUUAUGGUGGAGACCAUGAUCAUCUCUGACCAGAUCAGGGCAGAAGAUCGAGCCAACGUGCUGCGUGCCCUGCUGCUGAAACACAGCCAUCCCAAUGAUGAGAAAGAGGGCUUCUUCCCGAGGAACCAUUCCAGCUCCAGCAUGAACUCCAUCGUGGGGAACCACCAUCACAACCACACCACAGACACGUGUGUGCCCCUCAUGGGGGAGGAGCGCAUUGAGAUGGCUGACCCCAAGGCCAACGAGACUGAGUGCAAGGAGAAAAACCCACAUCUUCAUAACUCCGAGGGCCAUCGUAAAUACUUGAAGCUGAUGGAGAAAAUCCCUGAAGAUGCAGAGGCCACAGUGGUCCUUGUGGGUUGUGUGCAGUUUCUGGAGCAGCCAACCAUGGCCUUUGUCCGACUAAAUGAGGCCGUCUUCCUGGAAUCUGUCUUGGAGGUCCCAAUUCCUGUCAGAUUCAUCUUCGUGCUGCUGGGACCUAGCCAGGCCAACAUGGACUACCAUGAAAUUGGCCGCUCAAUCUCCACCCUCAUGUCUGACAAGCACUUCCAUGAGGCUGCAUACAUGGCAGAUGAUCGUCAAGACCUCCUCAAUGCAAUCAACGAAUUCUUGGAUUGUAGCAUUGUCAUCCCCCCAUCAGAGGUGGAGGGGAAAGACUUGCUCAAAUCCAUUGCCACCUUCCAGAAGUUGCUGCUGAAGAAGAGGAAGGAGAGGGAGCAGAAGUCCAUGAAGGAGGGGACUGCUCAGGAAGCCAAAGAGCUGUGUGAAGUGAAAGCUGAGGAGGAAGAGGAGGAAGCUGAGGACGACCCUUUGAAGCGAACCGGGAUAUUUUUUGGAGGUCUGGUUCGGGACAUAAAGCGCAGGUACCCCAAAUACCUCAGUGACAUCAGAGACGCCUUGCACAGCCAGUGUCUCGCAGCCGUUCUCUUCAUCUACUUUGCUGCUCUCUCUCCUGCCAUCACCUUCGGGGGACUCCUAGGAGAGAAAACUGAGGGUCUCAUGGGGGUCUCCGAGCUGAUAAUCUCCACCUCAGUUUUAGGGAUCCUCUUCUCCCUGCUUGGAGCCCAGCCACUCCUGGUCAUUGGCUUCUCAGGGCCUCUGCUGGUGUUUGAAGAAGCUUUCUACAAGUUCUGCCAGACACAAGGCAUUGAGUAUCUGACAGGCAGAGUGUGGAUUGGUUUGUGGCUCAUCGUCUUCAUCUUCAUUAUCGUGGCAGCAGAAGGAAGCUUCUUGGUGCGCUACAUCUCGCCCUUCACCCAGGAGAUCUUUGCUUUCCUCAUCUCCCUCAUCUUUAUCUAUGAGACCUUCUACAAACUGUACAAGGUGUUUGCAGAACAUCCUUUGCUGAAGUUCUACCCACCAAACGUGCAGAGCAGCCUGAAUGCCAGCGUGCUCCCUACGGAUGCGAUGUCUCUGGGAACCAGGAUGCAGCCCAACACUGCUCUGCUCUCCCUCAUCCUCAUGCUAGGCACUUUCUUCAUUGCCUUCUUUAUGCGCAAGUUCAAGAACAGCCGCUUCUUAGGAGGAAAGGCACGGCGGAUCAUCGGAGACUUUGGGAUCCCCAUCUCCAUCCUGGUCAUGGUGCUGGUGGAUUACACCAUCACUGACACAUACACACAGAAGCUGAAUGUCCCCUCCGGCCUGUCAGUCACAUCCCCUCACAAGCGUGGCUGGUUCAUCCACCCCAUGGGCAGUAGUGGGACCUUUCCGCUGUGGAUGAUGUUUGCCUCUGCCAUCCCUGCCCUCCUGGUCUUCAUCCUUAUCUUCAUGGAGACACAGAUCACUACGCUGAUUGUUAGCAAGAAGGAGAGGAAGUUGCUGAAAGGCUCUGGCUUCCACCUGGACCUUCUGCUCAUUGGCACUAUGGGGGGGCUUUGCGCUCUGUUCGGGCUGCCCUGGCUGACGGCAGCGACAGUGCGCUCUGUCACCCACGUCAACGCCCUGACUGUCAUGAGCAAGGCCAUCGCACCCGGGGAGAAGCCCAGGAUCGAGGAGGUGAAGGAGCAGCGUGUGACCGGAGUGCUUAUUGCCGCCCUUGUCGGUCUGUCCAUUGUGAUGGGGAACAUGCUGCGGCAGAUCCCCCUGGCUGUGCUCUUCGGCAUCUUCCUCUACAUGGGGGUUACAUCGCUCACUGGCAUCCAGCUCUACGAGCGCCUGCUCCUGAUCUUUAUGCCAUCCAAGCACCACCCUGACCACAUCUACGUUGUCAAGGUGAAGACCUGGAGAAUGAAUCUCUUCACCUGCAUUCAACUGGCCUGCAUUGUGCUGCUCUGGGUGGUGAAAUCUACAGUGGCAUCGCUGGCCUUCCCUUUUGUCCUGAUCAUGACAGUGCCAUUGCGACGCUUCGUGCUGCCCCGCUUCUUCCACGACAGGGAGCUCAAAGCGCUGGACUCAGAGGAUGCGGAGCCCAAUUUCGAUGAGGAUGGCCGGGACGAGUACAACGAGCUGCACAUGCCUGUGUGAGCUGGGAGCUGCCCUCCCUGCUCAUGAGACAAGCGGCUCACGCCUGCUCACCCCUCCCAAGAACUAACUGGAG